AUGCUUGAUCAUGCCACCGGAGUUGUUAUUGGAGAGACUGCGGUGAUUGGAAACAAUGUUUCCAUUCUGCAUAAUGUCACAUUGGGUGGCACCGGAAAGAGUGGGGGCGACCGGCAUCCGAAGAUCGGAGAUGGGGUUUUGAUCGGUGCCGGGAGUUGCAUUUUGGGGAAUCUUAGGAUCGGAGAAGGGGCGAAAAUCGGAGCGGGAUCGGUGGUGUUGAAGGAUGUUCCUGCUAGAACUACUGCUGUUGGAAACCCUGCUAAGUUAAUUGGAGGGAAAGAGAAUCCAGUUAAAGUUGAUAAGAUUCCUAGUUUAACGAUGGAUCAUGUUCAAUAUGUAAAUGGGUGGUCUAAUUAUGUCAUUUAG
Cynara cardunculus var. scolymus (artichoke) is the source of this 366-nucleotide messenger RNA. Its product is annotated as serine acetyltransferase 1, chloroplastic-like. Bases 1 to 366 code for a protein of 121 amino acids. The record is from RefSeq and is a predicted model, not a curated record. Lineage: Eukaryota; Viridiplantae; Streptophyta; Magnoliopsida; Asterales; Asteraceae. Gene Ontology annotation, molecular function: L-serine O-acetyltransferase activity. Gene Ontology annotation, cellular component: cytosol. The transcript has a single exon.